AUGAAGAUGGUAAACUCCUUCAACCUCAAGAGAGCUGCAGCUGGGAUUAAACGCAUUAAUCUCGACGGUCUCCGGUGGCGAGUUUUUGAUGCCAAGGGCCAGAUUCUUGGCAGGCUAGCAUCUCAAAUAGCUACUGUCGUUCAAGGAAAGGAUAAACCAACUUAUACUCCUAACCGUGAUGAUGGAGAUAUUUGCAUUGUGCUUAAUGCCAAAGAUAUUUGUGUGACUGGGAGAAAACUCACAGACAAGGUCUACUACUGGCAUACAGGGUAUAUGGGCCACCUUAAGAAAAGAACUCUGAAGGAUCAGAUGGCCAAAGACCCUACGGAUGUUAUUCGCAAAGCUAUUCUACGCAUGCUGCCUAAAAACAACCUACGUGAUGACAGGGAUAGAAAAUUAAGGAUCUUUCCUGGAAGUGAGCACCCUUUUGGUGAUCGGCCACUGGAACCUUAUGUGAUGCCUCCUAGGACAGUGCGAGAAAUGCGACCACGAGAUAGGCGUGCAAUGAUUCGAGCACAGAAGAAGGCAGAACAGCAACAAGAGAAUGCUGAGCAGCGACAACAGAAUGCGGAUGAAUUGAAGAAUGGCAAAAAGAGCGAAGCACAAGAGAGUGCAUGA
Molecule: messenger RNA, 618 nt
Organism: Lathyrus sativus (Indian pea)
Lineage: Eukaryota; Viridiplantae; Streptophyta; Magnoliopsida; Fabales; Fabaceae
Source: the annotation of a GenBank genome assembly